This is a messenger RNA of Mucor mucedo, 480 nucleotides long. RefSeq lists its product as uncharacterized. The transcript has 2 exons. Lineage: Eukaryota; Fungi; Mucoromycota; Mucoromycetes; Mucorales; Mucoraceae. Bases 1 to 480 code for a protein of 159 amino acids. The record is from RefSeq and is a predicted model, not a curated record.
AUGUCUUCAGCUGAAGAAGACGAAAACGUUGUUGUUGUAGCGCCAGUCCUUUGGAUUGAAACCGACACACCUUGUCAUUCCGAGUUAUGCGGACUGUUAUCACCUACUUGCUUGUAUCCCGGCCGAAAAAGUUAUAUUCUUCUUAGAAAAGGAAUCGCAAGUCAAAAGGGUGUAGAUUAUUUUGUCUUACCAAACGUUAAUGCACCCACCACUGGGAUGAGUCUCUCUGCUAAAGACCUAUGCUACAAAGAUAGAAAAACAGACAGACUGCUUAAAUUACGAUCGUAUGAUCCAUCAAAAGAUACUCCUGUCGAAGUUCCUCAUGUCAUUUUACUUGGCAUUAAUAAAUACAUGAUAGUCGAUCUUGUUAAAACAGUUUUAGAAAAUCGCUCUGCUAUUCUAGAUAGGGUCUCAGAUAAGCUCAAACAAUACCAAGAAGGAUGUCUUGGAUUAUCUCGAAAAUUCACAAGACAGUUGUGA